Messenger RNA from Lepus europaeus (European hare), 1074 nucleotides. Its product is annotated as olfactory receptor 13H1. Gene Ontology annotation, molecular function: G protein-coupled receptor activity; olfactory receptor activity. The record is from RefSeq and is a predicted model, not a curated record. Gene Ontology annotation, biological process: G protein-coupled receptor signaling pathway. Gene Ontology annotation, cellular component: membrane. Bases 1 to 927 code for a protein of 308 amino acids. NCBI's taxonomy places the organism in Eukaryota, Metazoa, Chordata, Mammalia, Lagomorpha, Leporidae. The transcript has a single exon.
AUGGUCAUGGGCAAUGCCACAGCAGUGCUUGAGUUUUUCCUUAUUGGCAUCUCCAACUAUCCUGAGUUGAGAGGUACAUUUUUCACAUUGGUUCUGAUAACUUACCUCAGCACAUUGUUGGGAAAUGGACUGAUCAUCUUUCUGAUACACUUUGACCACCACCUCCACACGCCAAUGUACUUCUUCCUCAGUCACCUGUCUUUCUUAGACCUUUGCUAUGGAACAGCUUCCAUGCCCCAGGCCUUGGUGCAUUGUUUUUCCACCCAUCCCUACCUAUCUUAUUCACAAUGUUUGACCCAAAUGAGUGUCUCCCUGGCUUUGGCUACAGCAGAGUGUUUCUUGCUGGCCAUCAUGGCCUAUGAUCGUGUGGUUGCUAUCAGCAAUCCUCUGCGCUAUACUGUAGUCAUGAAUGGACCAAUGUGUGUCUGGUUGGCGGCUGCAUCAUGGGGGGCAGCACUUGUGCUCACUGCCAUGCUUGUUUUAUCUCUAAGGCUUCAUUUCUGUGGAGCUAAUGUCAUCAACCAUUUUGUCUGUGAAAUUCUCUCCCUCAUUAAGCUGGCCUGUUCUGACACCCGCCUCAAUGAACUCAUGAUCUUCACCACUGGCAUCUUCACCCUGCUCCUACCCUUUGGGUUUGUUCUCCUCUCCUAUAUCCAGAUUGCUGCUGCUGUCCUUAGGAUUCACUCAGCCCAGGGUAGGUUCAAGGCCUUUUCCACUUGUGGUUCUCAUCUGAUGGUGGUGACAAUCUUUUAUGGAGCAGCCAUAUCCAUGUACAUGAAACCUCAGUCCAAGUCCUCCCCUGACCAGGACAAGUUUGUCUCAGUGUUUUAUGGAGCCUUGACACCCAUGCUGAACCCCCUGAUAUAUAGCCUAAGAAACAAAGAUGUUAAAGGGGCAAUGAGGAAAGUUAUGGCUAAAAGGGCAUAAGCCUCCUUUGUUUCUAAAUUUGUAAAACAACACUCAGCUAGCUGCAUAUUUAAUUCCGAUGAAAAUUGUUUAAAGAUUCUGGCUUUAACCUUGGAAGAGCAGGUGACUGAUUUAUAAGAAGCUUCCCAUCCAAAAAUAUUAUCAUUU